This is a messenger RNA of Scedosporium apiospermum, 1734 nucleotides long. RefSeq lists its product as uncharacterized. NCBI's taxonomy places the organism in Eukaryota, Fungi, Ascomycota, Sordariomycetes, Microascales, Microascaceae. The transcript is spliced from 3 exons. The record is from RefSeq and is a predicted model, not a curated record. Bases 1 to 1734 code for a protein of 577 amino acids. Gene Ontology annotation, molecular function: oxidoreductase activity, acting on CH-OH group of donors; flavin adenine dinucleotide binding.
AUGGAAGAAGCAAAGCUGGAGGAAGUAAUUUACGAUUUCAUCAUUGUUGGCAGCGGGCCGGCCGGUAGUGCGUUGGCAUGGAGCCUGGCACAUUCCGCGAAUAAUAAUGUCAGGAUUCUCCUGAUGGAAGCUGGAGGCCUGAACGAUGACUACAAUCUUCGGGUAGAUGGACAGCGGUGGCAGACGUUCCAAAACAAGGAGAUGAACUGGGGCUACAAGACAAUUCCCCAGACCCACUGCGGUAACCGUGAGCUAGACUAUGCUCGUGGUAAGGGGAUGGGCGGCUCAAGCGCCAUCAAUUUCAGCGUCUUUACCGUCGGAGCUAAGGACGAUUAUGACGAAUGGGCCAGGCGAGUUGGGGAUGGAGCUUUUCGGUGGGAGAACAUGCAGCGCCGUCUGAAAAGCUUGGAGACUUUUCAUUCCGAGCUUCCCUCUGGUGUCCAUCCGAAAUUCGCAUCCCCGAAGCCGUCAGACCACGGCACACAGGGUCCGCUCCGCGUUGGCUACCCGCGAGAAUUAGAAGAGGAUCUAAUACCCCUCAUGGUCACACUAGAGAAGGCAGGACUCCCUUUGAAUCCGGAUCACAAUUCUGGAAACCCCCUUGGAAUGUCGUUGAUGAUAAGUUCAGCCCACCACGGUGUUCGGUCUACUUCUGCUGAUCUGCUAGUAGAAUUGCCGGGGGAUGUCGUCAUUCUUACCGACAGCCCGGUACAGCGUAUUCUGCUGGAGGGAAAGAAGGCUGUUGGUGUCGAGUCGAAUGGAAAGAGGUAUCUCGUCUCCAAGGAAGUGAUUUUGUGCGCGGGGUCGCUAGACACUCCACGGAUUCUAAUGCAUUCUGGAAUCGGGCCUUCGGACCAGUUACAAAAGUACAGCAUCCCCGUCGUCCUGGACAUGCCCGCGCUUGGCCGCGGCCUCAGGGACCACAUUCUCACCCCAUUGCUUCACAAGCGCACGGUGGCAAGUGGAUCCAAGAAGGGAGAAUUUUACGGCGACCAAGCGGCGAUGGAUGCAGCGAUGGAGGAGUGGAAGAAAGACGGAUCAGGUCCUUGGGCCAAAUUUGGCUGUGGCAUGGGUAUCGGCUUCUUCAAGCUGGGAAAAUCGUUGAUGUCCUUUCCGGAAUUUACGGAAUUGCCCGCCGCGGAGCAGAAGCACCUGCUACGCGAAACCAUCCCGCAUUAUGAGCUGGCAACUCACUUUCCCAUACACAUGGCCAUUCCGGGGUCUGUCAAGGAUGACAAGGAGAGCUACCAGUAUUUGUGUCUGAUCCUAUUCCUCCCUCACGCCCAAAGCCGGGGAACUGUGUCUCUUCAGUCUUCGGAUCCUGGCGUGCCGUUGCUGUACGAUCCACAUUUCCUCGAAUCCGCUUUCGACAGACGCGUUGCCGUCGAGGCACUCCGAUCUGUAUUGGAGUUGACAAAGUUCGAGGAGUAUGCCAAGGACACCAUUGAGACUUUAAGCGGCCCCAAAUCCGAAUCCGAUGAAGAUCUGCUCGAUUACUGGAGGCAGACUGGGUGUUCGAGCUGGCAUAUGACAGGUACCGCGAAAAUGGGCCGCCGCGGCCACGAAGACGCCGUUGUGGAUAGUGACUUCCGUGUCAUUGGUAUUGACGGACUGCGCGUGGCGGACAUGAGCGUCGUCCCCGUGUUACUGAGUGGUCAUACUCAGGCUGCUGCAUACUUAACGGGAUUGACAUGCGCGGAACGAAUAUUGGAGAAGUAUUAUCGAUCGGUUUAG